This is a messenger RNA of Perca flavescens (yellow perch), 3311 nucleotides long. Its product is annotated as ubiquilin-4. The record is from RefSeq and is a predicted model, not a curated record. The transcript has 11 exons. Gene Ontology annotation, biological process: ubiquitin-dependent protein catabolic process. Bases 96 to 1973 code for a protein of 625 amino acids. NCBI's taxonomy places the organism in Eukaryota, Metazoa, Chordata, Actinopteri, Perciformes, Percidae. Gene Ontology annotation, molecular function: polyubiquitin modification-dependent protein binding. Gene Ontology annotation, cellular component: cytosol.
CCUGAGACUCGUUCUGUUCUGGAAAGAGGUUUGACCUCUUAUGACCCGGAAGCUGACGCCAGCCAGACCCGAGCUGUUCCAUCGGCGGAGUAAAGAUGGCUGACCAAGGCGCCGCAGAUCCUGGUAAUAACAACAAUAAUACACCUGAAGCAUCGGAGGGAACUAUUAUUAAGGUCACAGUAAAAACCCCUAAAGACAAAGAAGAAAUCGCCAUCGCAGAAGAUGCUUCUGUCACUCAGUUUAAAGAAGAGAUCUCGAGGCGGUUCAAAGCCAAACAGGACCAGUUGGUUCUGAUUUUUGCAGGGAAGAUCUUGAAGGAUGGCGACAGCCUCAGCCAACACGGCAUCAAGGAUGGCCUGACGGUUCACCUGGUCAUAAAGACAGCACACAAGGCUGGAGAUGGCGGUAGCACAUCCGCCUCUAGCUCAACCUCCACUCAAGCAGGCAAUACCUCCACCUCUAGUCCAAGUACCAACCCCUCGUCCACAGCAGGCUCUACUGGCACUGCUGCACCACCCACACAGACGCCCAACAUACUGACUGGCUUUGGUGACCUGGCCGGCCUAGCUGGAAUGGGCAUGGGCUCAGCUAACUUCAUGGAGUUGCAGCAGCAGAUGCAGAGGCAGCUCAUGUCCAACCCAGAGAUGCUUUCUCAGAUCAUGGAGAACCCGUUGGUGCAAAACAUGAUGUCCAACCCAGACCUGAUGAGACAGAUGAUCAUGGCCAACCCUCAGAUGCAACAGCUGAUGGAACGCAACCCUGAGAUCUCCCACAUGCUCAACAACCCUGAGCUCAUGAGACAGACCAUGGAGCUAGCUAGGAACCCGGCCAUGAUGCAGGAAAUGAUGCGGAACCAGGACCGGGCUCUGAGCAACUUGGAGAGCAUCCCAGGAGGUUACAAUGCCUUGCGGAGGAUGUACACCGACAUCCAGGAACCCAUGUUCAGCGCUGCCAGGGAACAGUUUGGUAGCAACCCAUUUUCAGCUCUAGGUGGGAAUUCUGAGUCUGGUGCCCAGCCAUCACGGACAGAGAACCGGGAGCCCCUGCCUAAUCCAUGGGGGCCACCAAAUUCUUCUAACCCCUCUGAGAGUGGAGGGGCCACCACAGGAAGCACGAGCACCACUGGGGGCACCAACCCCAGUGUGUCCAACCCUCUGGGCAUCAAUCCUGCCAGUCUGGGCAAUGGGAUGUUCAACAGCCCAGGCAUGCAGAGUUUACUGCAGCAGAUCUCGGAAAACCCUCAGUUGAUGCAGAAUAUGCUGUCCGCUCCCUACAUGCGCAGUAUGAUGCAGUCACUGUCUCAAAACCCAGAGUUGGCCUCCCAGGUUUUGAUGAAUAACCCCUUGUUUGCUGGAAACCCACAGCUGCAGGAACAGUUCAGAUCUCAGUUGCCCAUCUUUCUGCAGCAGAUGCAGAACCCAGAAGCCCUGUCAGUGAUGACCAAUCCACGGGCCAUGCAAGCUCUAAUGCAGAUCCAACAGGGUCUACAGACACUGCAGACAGAAGCACCAGGCCUAAUGCCCAGUUUAAUGACUGGUGGAGUUCCUGGUGGCAUUCCCGGUGGAAUGCCUGGUGGAAUGCCUGGUGGAAUGCCUGGUGGAAUGCCUGGUGGAAUGCCUGGUGGAAUGCCUGGUGGAAUGCCUGGUGGAAUGCCCGGUGGAAUGCCUGGUGGAAUUCCUGGCAUACCCACAGGUGGGGGCAUGCCCACAGAGAACCCAGCCUCCUCACCCAGCAGUGCAGGAACGAACGCCGCCCAGCAGCAGCUGAUGCAACAGAUGCUCCAGAUGUUUGCUGGAGGAGGUGGAGGAGGAAGUGCAACGACCCAGACCCCAGAGGUGAGGUUCCAGUCCCAGCUGGAUCAGCUGAGCGCCAUGGGCUUCAUCAACCGCGAGGCCAACCUGCAGGCCCUCAUCGCUACUGGAGGAGACAUCAAUGCCGCCAUCGAGAGACUGCUGGGCUCACAGCCCUCGUAAAGACAUACAGUACAUACUGACACACAGACACGUACAUACAUACCUAACUCAUAAACCCACCCAGCAUCUACAGAGAACCAAGAGAAAUUUAAGUGUAUUUUCCCAAACUUUGCAGAAGAAACUUGGGCAGGAUCUGUAAGACCCUCAUUCUACAUCUGUUCUCAGAUCAUUCCCUAGUCCCCAUACUUUUUGGCGUCAUCCAACCAGAUCUCUGUCCCAGUGCUGCUGUAGAGCCGGACUGAACCACUCUCACCUUGAGGGGUGUUCUGGUGCAGAGAAAAGAAGCGAAAACCUCUCCUGAAAAGGGACUCCCAACCAUUUCUUCAUUCAUUGUUUUCUUCACAUAAAACUGGAGUCGAGUGUUGCAGACAAACAUUUACAUAAUGCAGAAUAAAUCCAUGUGAUGUGAUUGGCUGUUGGCUCUGUUUCACACAUGGCCAUUGUAAGGCAGUUUGUUAGCAUUUAGCUAUCAAAUCAAUACAUGAACAUUUACUGGUAUACAGACAGUAAUCCUGAACAAGAACAGGAAGAUAUCUUGUCCAUACAGGCGUUCAACCCCAUUCCUCCCUUUUCCCCCAUACUCGAGAUUCUACAUAAAUAGCUGUUUUUGCCCAACGACUUUAACUAUUUAUUGCAAGUGCUUAAGAAAAUGACGCCCUCCACACUUCCCUAAACUUGUAAUUUGUCAUUCCAGAUGAAAGUGCCCACUAACGGGUGCUCAGUGUCUUUUUCUUCUGAGGCACCGCUGCUGUGCCUUCUGUCCUUCCCUGCCCUAUAAGAGCAUUGUCGGCAUUCAGUGGGUUCAUUACAAACCUCCAAUAAAUUCCACACAGCAUCAUCCAGGACGGUAACCAUAAUCAAAUUUUACAUUGUAGCAGCUCCAAAGCAGAGGAAGCUGUUAGAAUGAAUACGAAUGAAACAAACAAGCUUUUCUUUCAUUUUAAUCUGAUUCUUCUUUUUUAUUAUUAUUAUUAUUAUUAUUAUUUCUUUUUUUUUUGAGGUGCAGUUAGUACCUAGAGAUAAUUAUGAUUUGUCUCGCAUUAAAUAAACAUGGAAAUCAAGUGAGAAAAAAAAAAAGAAUAAAUAAUGUAAAGGCUUUACAAACAGUUAUGGUAUGGUGGCACCAUACAUUUCUAAAAUCAAGUUCUAGGUUGUUAUUUUUUCUUUUUCUUUUGAAAAUCUCAGCAUUGUAGUUGUGGUAACCUUGGCAACUGCUUCUAUAGCUUUGCUUUGUCUGUUGACCUCAGCUGAAAAAGAAAAUCCAUCUUACAAUUGAACAUGUUGGAACUAACUUUUAACAGUACUGUACUAAAAAAGAAUAAAACAUGGUCAAAAACA